AUGGGAACACCGUUCUUUGGGACAAGAGUAGUACCAUUAAAAAGAGCUCGUUUUUUUACGUCUGGUAGCGUUCUUGCUUUUAUCGAUCCGAAUUUCGUCCGGGGUUGCUAUAUGUCUGGCGAGGCUGGGCCUUCAGAGGGAAGGAAUAAUUCAAUGGGAACACCGUUCUUUGGGACAAGAGUAGUACCAUUAAAAAGAGCUCGUUUUUUUACGUCUGGUAGCGUUCUUGCUUUUAUCGAUCCGAAUUUCGUCCGGGGUUGCUAUAUGUCUGGCGAGGCUGGGCCUUCAGAGGGAAGGAAUAAUGUAGUGCACCUAGUGUAUGACACUAAAACAUCAAUAAGUCAAUGGGAACACCGUUCUUUGGGACAAGAGUAG
Molecule: messenger RNA, 375 nt
Organism: Mucor mucedo
Lineage: Eukaryota; Fungi; Mucoromycota; Mucoromycetes; Mucorales; Mucoraceae
Exons: 2
Coding region: 1-375 (124 amino acids)
Source: RefSeq, a predicted model, not a curated record